Molecule: messenger RNA, 1129 nt
Organism: Centruroides sculpturatus (bark scorpion)
Lineage: Eukaryota; Metazoa; Arthropoda; Arachnida; Scorpiones; Buthidae
Exons: 1
Coding region: 65-1129 (354 amino acids)
Biological process (GO): DNA replication, removal of RNA primer
Molecular function (GO): RNA-DNA hybrid ribonuclease activity; nucleic acid binding
Source: RefSeq, a predicted model, not a curated record
AAAGACUAAUCAACUGAUCAGUAUUACUAGAAACACAUGGGACCUAGACUCAACUAAUACAAAGAUGAUAUACAAACAAGCCCUUGAACUAGCACUUCUAUACGGUGUACAGAUUUGGAGAGAAGCCUUAAAUAAUACACAUCUGAAAAGAAAACUUUUAUCUGUACAAAGAAAAUCAGCCAUCCGUAUUUGUAAAUCUUACUGCACAGCUCCAACAAACACGCUUCUUGUGAUGGCCAACUUGACACCUAUUCAUUUGGAGGCAAAUAGAAGAAUUUGGAAGUGGUUCCUAAUGAAUAAAAACUUUUCUAGUAGUUCUGAAAUGGAAAUCUCAACACUUCAAAACAAAGGGAAACCACUGAAAAAUAUGAACUUUAAGUCACACAUUGUCCACAACAAUAUCGACAAUAUACCAAAUGAAUUUAAUUUUAUGACUGACCCAAAAGCAACUCACCCAUAUGAAAUUUCCUUAGACUUCAAAGAAUCAACAGCAAAUAAUAAAAAGAAACAAUUGAUAGCCUUUACUGAUGGGUCAAAGGGAGAAAAUGGUGUAGGAUCAGGUGUGGUAGUCAAGAACAGUGAAGGAAGAACUUUAUACCAGGCAGCGUUCAAGCUUGCAGAUCAUUGCUCAAUUAUUCAAGCAGAAUUAUGGAGUAUAUUUAAAGCCCUCACUUACAUCAGUCAGCUCUCUCACAUAACCUAUAAAAAACUACUUGUCUUUACCGAUAGUAGAGCUGCUCUACAUAUACUAAGAAGAGAAAAUAACAAAUCAGCCCUAGCUAAAGAACUCAUAAAUUUGGCAACAAAAUUAGGAAAACAACUAAAAAUCUCCUUCGAUUGGAUACCCGGUCACGUUGGCCAUGCGGGAAAUGAGUUAGCUGAUAAAUUAGCAAAAAAAGCCUCAAUUGCACAUACUAAAAUAACGUACUCGCGGCUUCCUAUCAGCUCAAUAACAAAGUACAUCAACCAACAAAUUUGUGCUUUAUGGCAAACAGAGUGGGAAGAAUCACCCACUGGAAGGUUGUGCUUCAAAUUCUUCCCAUCCAUCGAAGACAGACAAAAAAAAAAACACGAUAUUCAAACCAUCGUUCCAAACAACACAAUGCCUGACAGGGCAUGGAUGUUUUAA